Messenger RNA from Macrosteles quadrilineatus (aster leafhopper), 1078 nucleotides. RefSeq lists its product as uncharacterized. Bases 167 to 697 code for a protein of 176 amino acids. The transcript has 6 exons. NCBI's taxonomy places the organism in Eukaryota, Metazoa, Arthropoda, Insecta, Hemiptera, Cicadellidae. The record is from RefSeq and is a predicted model, not a curated record.
UAGUCACUUUAGUAGUUUCUUAGUCAGUCUGUUCUAUGUAGUGAUAGGUGAGUUUGGUUUUAAUAACUUAAUCCUCAUCGGAUGGUUAACGUCUUAAACUUUUAUUUGAGUGACACCAUACCGUUUGAAUAUUAUACAUCUAUGAGUUUAAAAUCAGGACACAUUGAUGGUUUGCAGAAGUGUUUACAUUUUACUUUGUAUCCUGCCCACACUUCUUGUUUCCCAAGAAGAUCAAUUACCUACAACAGACUACAUUUUGUGUCGAGAUUGCGGUAAUGACUUGGCAGCAGCUGAUACGAUAGUUAAUCUACGAAGUCCUUCUGCUGUUUCCAGAUUCAACAAGUCAUUAUUUGGUUUACAACAAGUUCUUGUUCAGGAAUUGGUAUAUCCUCCCAUACUGAAAUUCAAAGUCAUCACGGUUGUGGAAACAACCUGUAACGCCUCUUCAAAGGAUUGGGCUGUAGAACAUUCUUGGUUCCCAGGCUACGCAUGGAAACCCUGCACUUGCUCUCAAUGUAAAAAACUAGUUGGCUGGGUAUUUGAACCACUUGCAUCAGCAGACAAAUCGAAGGUCAAGGCCUCUGAUAAAGGUUUCUACACACUCCUACUUGAAGGUGUUGUCAGCGAAUUUUUCUCGAACGGAUUGAUGCUAGUUCCGCAGACGUUGUCCACCCGGGAGAAGUUGUUCACACGGUAGAACAUGGCAGAGCUUACAGCAGAACAGGCAGCCAUGCUGGCUGAGUUUGAAAAUGAGUUUGCCAAUCGGUACACGGAAAGCGAUCCUGACUAUUGCAAGGUGCAGCAGCCUUCUACUCCCCCUGUGGCUCAUCCGUGGUAUGGAGCCCGUCGCAACUUUGACCGCAGAGACAGAGGUGGGGGCAGACAUGGAGGCAGAGGCAGAGACUGGAAUAGAGACAGAGACGGAGGUAGAGACAGAGACAGAGAUGGAGGUAGAGACAGAAACUGGGGAAGAGAUAGAGAUGGAUGGAGAGGGAAUUACCAUCAUGACCGCCACUACAGUCAUCACCGACAUCAGCCUUAUCACCAAUAUCGUUGAAUAAAUUUUUCAACAACUUUA